Messenger RNA from Temnothorax curvispinosus, 2065 nucleotides. RefSeq lists its product as uncharacterized. Gene Ontology annotation, molecular function: nucleic acid binding; ATP binding. NCBI's taxonomy places the organism in Eukaryota, Metazoa, Arthropoda, Insecta, Hymenoptera, Formicidae. Bases 559 to 2043 code for a protein of 494 amino acids. The transcript has 12 exons. Gene Ontology annotation, biological process: germ-line stem cell division; transposable element silencing. The record is from RefSeq and is a predicted model, not a curated record.
UAUCUCAAUCUCGUCACCUCGUCAGAGUCGUCAGUGCUAUUUGUUACUUGCCAGACGUACUUUCGCUAAAGGAAAAAGUUGUUUCUUUAGGCAUAAAAAAUCGCGUCCUGUACUCCUUAUCCGCGAGUUACCUUGUAUAGAAGUCUUUACUACGUUUACGCGAGCGUUACUUCUGUAGUAACUUACGAUAUAUCACUCGUUUACGCGGAGUAAAUUAUCAUUUUCAGUACUGGCAGUGAAUCUCAUACUCACAAUCAGUGAAUCUGUGAAUAUUGGCGGUUAAGUAUUCUUGGCGGGAAUCUAAUUUGAGGCUAGGUUAUCUCUUUGUUUACAACAAUUAUCUUGCCAUGCAGCCUCGCAUUACGCGAAUGGUCAUUUAAACCAAACUCUCGACGUAUCGAUUCAAGUUUCUCCUGAGUUAAAGUGUUACCGUCGAAAAAGGAUAUAUUGCUCUUUUAUCUUUCAAAAGAUCGACUGAAAUCCUGCUCACCAAAGAGAAAAAACCUAAAGAAGUAAUUUAUAAUUGCAAGUAUAUUUUUUUAUAAACUAUCAGAAAAGAUGCCAGUUCUCGAAAAAUCAGCAAGUGCAUAUUUCAAUCACAAGGGCAAUAAUUCUCAAAACAUGAACAAGUUUCGUAAGCAUCAAGAUACAGCCAUUCCUCCUACAGCCAAAGCAAUACGAGUAAGAAACGUACAAAAUCCAUAUAUCAUGAGAGCUUGUGAAGUUGAAAAGCACAAAGAGACACUCUGUACGAUUCAAUCAAAGUUAAUAAGUUUUAUGAAAACAGAUACUUAUUUGAAGAAGAAAAGAGAUGAGGAAAAUGCCAAAAUUGGUGACACGGUUUUUAUACAACUUAAUCAUCAAGAUGGAAUAAAUUUACCAUCAUUUAUUUGCCGUGGUUUAAUAACUUGUAUUAAAAAGGAUGGAACAUAUUGUAUUCUUUUAGUGGAUCAUGGUACUAGCAUUGAAUUAACUAGGGAUAAACUUCAUAUAUUUCCACAAGAUGUUGUCCCUGAUGCGUAUUUAACGAAAACCGUGGGUGUAUUUGGUGUUUUGCCGAUUUGUAUGAAAAAGAAUGGUGUCGUGUCAAAUGAUUCUAACGCUACUGCAGUUGUUGUAGAAAAGUGGACCGAAGAAGCCAUUCAGUUUACAAAACAUCUUCUCAGCACAUCUGAAAUUGUACACUUUGAUCAUUUAGUCACGGACGAAAGUAAUGGAAGAGAAUACGGAGAAUUUUAUUGUACCAUUGAUAAAACUGUCAUAUUAUUAAGUGAAGCAUUAUUCAUUAAUUAUCAUGCACUUUAUAUAGAAGGAGAUUUAUUGAAGCUUGUUGAAACGUCCACACAACUUAAAGAAAAGUGGUACAUUUUACAUGUAAAGUUUUCAAGAGAUAGAGAAAGAAUGAACAACGCAACAUGUAUUAAUGGACUUAAUAAAUCUCACACAAAAUUUUUUCUCAGUGAGAAGAUUUUGGUACAGAGCUCAAUAGACUGUGAUGCCUUAAGUGACAUUACAGACCUCAGAUAUCCUAAUGGAAUACAUGAGGGUUGGUUUGAGAGCAUCAACUCUACUAGACCAAGAAAACUUCAAUCUUAUAUAUGGCCAGCUAUAAACAACGGUUUAAACGUUGUUGCUAUUGGAUCGUCACAAUGUGGUAAAACGAGCGGAUGCGUAAUGGCUGUUUGUGGUCAGAUAGCUAUACGUAAAAAGGAAACACGUAGUGCAACUCGUCCGUUAGCAUUAAUUUUAUGUGCCUCGUCAUUUGAAGUAAUCUCUGUUCAAUCUUUGUGCCAGUCAUUUCUGCGGUCAUUUAAUAAUAUAAGAUCCGUCGCAGCAUUUAAUGGCAAAUCGGAUAAAUCAGUAGCGGCAAUGAUAUAUAGCGGCUGUCAAAUCUUAGUGACCACACCGCGAUACUUGGCUCGAUUCUUGAAUGAGUACAAAAAUCUAUUGUCAUUCGAUAGACUUUCUUAUUUAGUGCUUGACAAUGCCGACAUAAUUUUGGAUAAAUAUUACAACUCGGUCAGUGAAACCAUUUAUACCUAGGAUUAAUUGCUAUAGAAAAGGA